Messenger RNA from Staurois parvus, 320 nucleotides. Lineage: Eukaryota; Metazoa; Chordata; Amphibia; Anura; Ranidae. The record is from the annotation of a GenBank genome assembly.
UGCCACCUGUCAGUGCUCAUCAGUGCCACGUGCCAGUGCCCAUCAGUGCCACAUCAAUGCCACAUAUCAGUGCCCAUCAGUGCCGCCUUUCAAUGUCACCCAUCAGUGCCACCUAUCAAUGCCAAUCAGUGCCACCUAUCAGUGCUGCCAAUCAGUGUCACCUAUCAGUGCUGCCAAUCAAUGCCGCCUAACAGUGCCAGUCAGUGCCGCCUAACAGUGCCAGUCAGUGCCGCCUAACAGUGCCAGUCAGUGCCGCCUAACAGUGCCAUAUAUCAGUGUCAUGUAUCAGUGCUGCCUUUCAGUACCCAUCAGUGAUGCCU